Lindgomyces ingoldianus is the source of this 1494-nucleotide messenger RNA. RefSeq names its product FAD/NAD(P)-binding domain-containing protein. Gene Ontology annotation, biological process: secondary metabolite biosynthetic process. The record is from RefSeq and is a predicted model, not a curated record. Bases 70 to 1494 code for a protein of 474 amino acids. Lineage: Eukaryota; Fungi; Ascomycota; Dothideomycetes; Pleosporales; Lindgomycetaceae. The transcript is spliced from 3 exons. Gene Ontology annotation, molecular function: monooxygenase activity; FAD binding.
CGUUGAUCGAAUUACAAAUUCGAAUUCUCUCAGAGUGAAGCCGCACUUUUGACUCUUUCCUCAACAGAAAUGUCGUCCACAACCGCGCAGCGCACGCAGCGCAGCUCUCCGUCUGGGAUAUCGGUUCUCAUAACCGGCGGCGGAGUGGGCGGUCUCUUGACUGCGCUCGAGCUCUGGCGCAGAGGUUGCGAUGUUCGGGUUCUUGAGAGAACAAAUACGACCACAACAGCAGGAGAUUCGUUUGUCAUCGGCCCCUCAGCUCUGAGAAUGCUGAAGCACUGGCCAGAAAUGAAGGAACGACACGACCAGAUUGCCUACGAGCCAAUGUUUGCAAAGUAUAAACACACUGGCGAGCGGCUGACUGAGCCCAUAAAGAUGGGAGCGUUGUACAAGACGAAGCUUUCUGAUGGACAUCCGCAGUUGUUGCUCCACUCGAGACCCAAAUUUCACGACAUGCUUCUCGAGCAACUUACGAAAUGCGGAGUGCAGGUCGAGUAUGGCAAGGAGGUAGUUGACUAUUUUGAAAAUACCGCUACGGCGAAGGGCGGUGUUGUACUGAAGGAUGGUUCAAAAUGUGAAGCAGACCUCGUUGUCGCUGCGGAUGGCUUGCGCGGAACAUCAUGGAACCUCGUUGCUGGACAGCCCAUACCGGCGAGGAGUAGCGGAUCAGCAACUUUGCGAACGGCAUAUCCCGCUGAGCUGGCUCUUCAAUACCCGGAGGUUGCAGAACGCUUCCAGUUAGAACAGGACCGCUCUUCGAUAUUUCAGUCCUGGGCGGGAGCGAACCUUUUUGGCGUAUUCUGGCGCACCGACGAACAGAUGAUGUGGAUCAUCACACACCCAGACACCGGUACGGCAGAGGAAUCCUGGGGUCACCGCAUCUCAAACGAGGCUGCGAUAGAAAUACUUUCCGCAAUCCCAAACUGGCCCAAGGAGUUCGACCGCAUUAUCAAAGCCACCCCUCCAGACUCGAUUGUGGAUUGGAAACUCAUGUGGCGCGACCCCCAGCCCAAAUGGACGUCACCGGGAGGAUACGUGGUGCAACUGGGCGAUGCAGCGCACACCUUCCUCCCCACCUCCGGUAACGGCGGCACGCAGGCCCUCGAAGACGCUGUUUCUCUUGCUGCCUGUAUAGCCAUAGCUGGGAAGGGGCGUGUCCCUGACGCUACUCGCGUCCACAAUCUACUGCGCUUUGAGCGAGUCUCUUUCAUACAGGCUAUGGGAAUCGCGAGACGAGAUGCCAAAGCCGCUUCUAACAAUGUGGGAGUGAAGCCGAAACCGCCUCCAAUUCCUGGCGCUUGGUUGAUGGACCAUGAUCCUGAGGAGUACGCGGAAGAGAACUUUGAGCGAGGUUUAGCGCAUUUGGUUGAUGGAGAGCCAUUCCAGAAUACUAAUAGGCCACUCAAAGUGGAAUAUCGACCCUGGACUAUUGACGGAUUGGUAGGUGCACUGGAUAAGGGUGAAACGACGAUUUUGGACGGGGAUUGGAGUUGA